AUGGGCAUUUCAGGGCCGAAUCAAAGCUCUAGCAAAGUGCUUCCACCUCAGCGUGGCUCUUUUCCGCUUGAUCACGACGGAGAGUGCCAAUCAAUUGUCAAAGAGUAUCUCUCUUGCUUGAAGACCGCUCGCGGCAAAAACACGCCGUGCAGAGACUUGGCCAAAGCAUUCCUACAAUGUCGAAUGCAACACGGGCUUAUGUCUCCGGAUGAGAUGUCCAGCUUAGGCUUCAAGGAUUGA
Molecule: messenger RNA, 240 nt
Organism: Protomyces lactucae-debilis
Lineage: Eukaryota; Fungi; Ascomycota; Taphrinomycetes; Taphrinales; Protomycetaceae
Exons: 1
Coding region: 1-240 (79 amino acids)
Biological process (GO): mitochondrial respiratory chain complex IV assembly
Cellular component (GO): mitochondrial intermembrane space
Source: RefSeq, a predicted model, not a curated record